AUUACAUUUAUUUUGGAAAAAACUACAAAAAAAUGUAUUCUAGUGUGUUACUAUACCAUAUACCCCGGAGUAAAUAAAUGUAAUUGAUACUCAGAUUACUUCUUCGUUUUUUUUAUACAAAAAAUGGUGGUCAUUUGAAAUACAAUGAACCGAAAACAUUCGGAGUUCCAAUUCCAAGUAACGAACAUAAUCUGAGAGCAUUAAAGUACUACAACACCAGGUGGGUCUCGUUCUUCCUCCAACCCUACCAAAGCCUCUGAAAUCCCGAAUUCGAGUAAUUUUAGGAAGUUCCCGGGUCUGAUUGUCUUCGGUAAUGCGUGAAUUGGGUUGGGUAAAAGAUUUGAUCUUUGCUGUGGGUUUAAUCAGAAAUUCUUGUUUUUCAAAGAUAUCUUUGGUGAUUGAAGGGUAUUGUUGUUAUAAUGGCACUGAAUCUGUGGGAUUGAACAAGUGAUUAUGCUCUGGUUUUGGCUGCGUUUCUAUGCAAAUGCUUCAAGAGGUGGCAUUGUGAAUUGACAGUUCUUCUUGCUUAGAACCUUGUGAGGAUAUGUCGGGCGGAUCUCCGACUGUCGGAGGUGGAUUUGUGAGGCAGAGGCACAGUCUAGGGUAUUUUUCGAGCGGUGAUGAUCUUGAGGAUGAUGCUUGUUCUAGAAGUUUAAUGGAUUUGCCUUCAUUUCCUACACCUACACGGAGUUGGGCUGAGGUUAUAGAAAACUUCAUUUGGAUAUCUUCGGCUAUUUUUUUCAUCUAUUAUGGUGAUCGCAACUACAAUUUAAUUUACAUACUAUGGCAUGAUGGUCGCAUUCGAAGAAUACCAAUGUAUUUGGGGAUGUUUGCUGUUGGCUUGAAUAUUCUCUUUUUCUUGUAUACUAUUACAUUAGCCUGGGGAAUCAGAAAAUCGUGGGAGAAGUGGGAAAUUUCUAGCAUUGCUGCUUUGCCAUUUCUAACUUUCAAUGGCCUCCUGUCUUUCUGCUUGCUCACGUAUUCAUUGUGGCCUAUUUGGGGCUUCUUGACUCUUCCUCUUGUGUUCACUCUAUUUAUGGCUUCCAUGAUUAGAUUCCCGUAUUUGGUACUCGGGGCGUUUAAGCCUCAAGCAGACAUGCUCCGUACAGAUUAGUACCAUUACCCUGAAGUCGUUAAGACAGACUCUCUCCAAGCUAACUAAGAGUUCAUGGUGUUUCCCGGUCUCUUGUCCUUCUGAAGUUAAACCCGUCGUUUGACAUAGUUGCUGACUGAGAAAAAGGUUACUUGACUCGUUCUUCCCGCCAUGGCUGGCGUUGUAAAUAAAUCGUGGUUUAGGCC
Messenger RNA from Cuscuta campestris, 1299 nucleotides. NCBI's taxonomy places the organism in Eukaryota, Viridiplantae, Streptophyta, Magnoliopsida, Solanales, Convolvulaceae. The record is from the annotation of a GenBank genome assembly.